UUGAAAUAAUGUGUUACAUUGCUCUUUGAUAUCUAAAUAUAAGGUAUGUGGCUUUUUAAGUGAAAAAAUUAUCCAGAGACGGUUUUACAUGUCUAUUUACAACCCUAGGAUUUGCCCUCAGAAUGAAAUGGUCAGUUAUUACCUUAUUUGGAAGGUUCAUGAAUAAUUAUGAGCUGCGCUCUGAUUGGCUGUUCCCAAACGACGGUCACGUCACCAGCUCUCACAGUAAAUAGAUCUGUCACCGGUGUGAAUGAUGGAAAAUAUAGGCGUUCAACCUUAUAUGUUUGAACCUGUCUCAGAUGAUGAUGAAGAUGAAGAUUUUGUACCACAACCAAUUGUUAGGAGAUUGGAUAUGAACGUUUCUGAAUGGUGUACUUGUGGAAAUUGUGCACGCAUGACUCUCGAGACAGAACUUGUAUGUUGCAGGGAAAUACCACAGGUCACAAGAAGAAUGAGCCAAGUUCCGGAAGAGAUAUCGUGCAUGACAGACCAUCCCGGCCUUGAACCUGUGUGCUUAAACUUAUAUUCUUUGCAAAAUGCAAUGAAUGUUUAUCGAGCUGACCAUGGGCGUUUAAGACUCAGAGGGAUGGAAAGGCAGUGCAGAUAUUUGGCCUACAGGUGGUUUGUUAGCUGGUGCUGGGGUUUCCUUGGACGUAGUGUACGUGUUGUCAUUCCCUCAUGUGUGGUGCUGCGCAUACGAAGGGAGUUCCCUAAUGCUGCAGGGCAAUAUGUCGGAUUCAGACCCCCCCUUGACUGA
This is a messenger RNA of Misgurnus anguillicaudatus (oriental weatherfish), 757 nucleotides long. Lineage: Eukaryota; Metazoa; Chordata; Actinopteri; Cypriniformes; Cobitidae. The record is from RefSeq and is a predicted model, not a curated record.